Molecule: messenger RNA, 6674 nt
Organism: Synchiropus splendidus (mandarinfish)
Lineage: Eukaryota; Metazoa; Chordata; Actinopteri; Syngnathiformes; Callionymidae
Product: von Willebrand factor D and EGF domain-containing protein
Exons: 33
Coding region: 165-6230 (2021 amino acids)
Biological process (GO): anatomical structure development
Cellular component (GO): extracellular region; cell surface
Molecular function (GO): calcium ion binding; signaling receptor binding
Source: RefSeq, a predicted model, not a curated record
ACGGUUCCGUCCUCCUUUUCUCUCCAGCCUGCGCGCAUGAAACUCGCCACUCAACCGAGGGGUGCGCAAACGAGUUCUUCCGACCUGCGCCACUUUCACAAUAGACUCCUUGAAUGGGACCAGAGCUCUAAGUGGAUCCUGCUGUUUGUGCUGAUGAUUUAAACAUGGGACUGCGCGCCGUUGCUUCGUUGUUCGGUGGAUAUCUGCGCACCACUUCGCUGUGCGUUCUAGUCUGGGGCACGUUUGCGCAACAAGGUUUGCUUUCUUUCUCCUCAGCACCGGAGUGUCUUCCAGGAGGCCAUCGCACCCUGCGCAGCCCGUACCGUAGUGUCACCUUUGACUCCACAGAGAUCCAGAACACGGCCAUCCAAGACCUCAUCUGUGAUCACUCGCUGUCGCCCGGAUGGUAUCGAUUCAAGAUUAAUAACAAGCCGGCAGAGAUGCCCACCACCUGUGUUGAGAUGAAUCGCUGUGGAACACAGGCGCCAGUAUGGCUCUCUCUGAAAGACAGCCCGCUACCCCGACCCGGCGAGAUCCGGCAGCUCUCUGCCUGCGCGACCUGGCAAUUCUUUCACGGCAGCGCCAAAGACUGCUGCCUGUUCCGCAUCCCCAUUACAGUGCGGAACUGUGGCGACUUCCUGCUUUACUACCUGCAGCCCACACAGGGCUGCAUGGGGUACUGUGCUAAAGUCACCCCAGAACCAGGACCAAGACUUUGCCCUCGGGGAGAAGUGGAAGUCAAUGGCCGCUGCAAAGCCAUGUUGCCAUCGCUGCUGUCGCGACCGGUCAUCACCUCUGAACUGAUAGGUCACAGCGUCCACCUAAAGUGCUCUUUCAUGCCGCCGCCAUGGAGCCAAGCGCUGGCCUUCCAGGUGGUUUGGGCGAGACACAUCGGCCAGAGCAUGAAGGCAGAGAUCCGGCAGGAAUCCACGCUGAAGCCCUUCUCACUGGUGGAGAUGGACGGCGUUCACUUUAGGUUGGGAGAAAAGUUCUCCUGCAGCGUGUCCACUUUUCAAGCCAACCACACGGCCUUCAGAUCUGCUCCGAGAGAGAGUGAAAGUUUCUACGCUGGGUUGAAGUUUUCUCCAGAUACUCUCCAGAUCACAGAAAACAGCCGGGAGCAUGAGGUCAGCGUCUACAGCACAGUGCCGAUCUCUUGUUUCCACCCGGAUCACGCUGACCACUGCGAGCUCCCGCUGAGUUUGAGCAUUCAGGAUCCAGACAGCCUCAGACACGAAGUUGGCAAUGUGGCCUUGUCUGCUUGCCAGGUGGCGCUCAAGUCAGCGCCCUGUGCUGCGGCCAGCUGUGGCCAUGCCAAAUUCUAUGUCACCGCUGUGACCGACUUCACCCGUGAUGGGAAUCGACCGAGUUUGAUCAGUGCCCUGCCUGGACCUGGAGCUCCACGACUGUGGGGCAGCUACAUCCCGACUUCCCUGAAAGUCACAGUUCAAGACAUUCCCACUUCUACCUGCUACUCCUUGACCGACCCGCAUAUCAUAACCCUGGAUGGCAGGCGAUAUGAGAACCACCAGACAGGCACCUUUGUUCUCUAUCGGAGUCUGGCUCGGGACUUUGAGGUCCACUCUCGGCAGUGGGACUGUGGCAGCAGACACUACGCCGUGGCCUGCAACUGUGGUGUUGUGGUGCGAGAAAAGAAUGAAGUUGUCACCUUUGACAUGUGUAACGGACAGCAGCGGGAAACCAGGCCCCAACUUACCGUCAAGAAGUUGGUGGAAGAUCAGGAUGAAGGCGACGGGGUCAGGGUGCAUGAAUCCCACCAGGGAAAGAAAGUCACCUUGGUCUUUCCCUCCGGAGCCUUUGUUAGGGCGGAUGUUGGGGAUUGGGGAAUGAGCCUUUCCAUCCGAGCCCCAAGCAUCGACUAUGGCAACACCCGAGGACUUUGUGGGACCUUUGACCGCCACGGCAACAACGACUUCCAUGGAUCUAACGGUGAAAUUUAUGGCCCAGAUGACAAAGCUCGCUUUCUGGAGGAGUGGAGGAUCGCUCCUGGAGAGAGUUUCUUCGACAAGGUCUCGCUUGAGGCAACCCCAGUCCAGAGAAGACCAUUCUGCAUGUGCAAGAAAGGCUUUAUCGCCCCCAAUUCUGCCGGAUUGAAGACUCAUUACAAUCCGUCUGGUCGGUCAGACUGUGUUUCUUUUGACAAUGUGGAUUCCACGUCAUUGUUCCCCUCAAUGGACGUAACAGAGGAGUACAAAAAGAGCCCGGAGAGAAGAGCGGAAGGCAUCUUAAACAUGUCUUCUUUUGCCGCUCACCAGUUUAAUUUCCGGAAUGAGUGGAGAGAACUGAGUGACGAUGAGCUGGAAUUCCAGGAUGAGCUCCUGAUUUCUGCCGAAAGGCCAAAAAGGCAGACUGUGGAUGAAUUUCGACCCGUCUUCAGAAGCCAAAGCCUGACCCAGGCUGCUCUAGAUCGUCUGGCUUACUUCUUUCCUGAGGAUCACCUUGAAGCUGCCAGGCCAGAGGUCAAGAGCAAAUGGCCCACGCCCAGUGGCUUGACCUCAGCCAAAGCUCUGGAGGUGUGUCAGGUGGCGUUGGCCAAUUCCACCGUUGGGGCGGUGUGUCGGGACGUGCUGGGCCGCCGUCUCGAUGAGGCAGUGGAUCUCUGUGUUCUGGACCUGCAGUUGAAGGAUGACCUCGGCUGGGAUGAAGCCCUGCUGCCAUACCUUGAAAACGAAUGUGAGCGAAGGCUGUUGGAAAACCGAACUCUGCGGGCGGUGGAGCUUCAAGGUGCGCCAGGAGGGGUGGUGACCGCGCUGCGCUGCCCGAACCUCUGCAGCGGAAACGGAGUGUGUACAGAAUGGGGCUGUCAGUGCAACCGCGGCUACAGCUUCUAUGACUGCAGUCUCGCGAUGAGUCAACCAGUUGAGCUCACAGAUAUUGAGAAUAAUGGAUUGUGUGAUAUCCGCGCAUCCAACUGUCGCGUCGUGAGAGUUUUCGGCCUCGGCUUCAUCGACUCUCUGGACCUGAGUUGUCACGCCACCAGACUGAAGUACACGAAUGGCAAGUGGGUUCCGAGUGAAAAACAAAGAACAAAAGCCAUCUUUCUCAGCUCGAAGGCUUUAGACUGUUCCGUCCCCUCGCUGAGUAAUACUGCAGUCAACACAGAGGACUUCAUGAUGGAUGACAAACCAUAUGCUCGCUGGGAAAUGAAGGUGACCAAUGAUGGCUCUCAGUACAGCCAAGUGAAGGUGCUGACCAUCUUUGAUGGCGUGUGUCAAGAGUGCGAGGCUUCACGCUCAGGACUCUGUAAGUUAAAGGAUGGGACGUGCAACAUAGAUGGGAUGUGCUUCGCCGAGGGGGACUCCAGUCCCGGUAGCCCUUGCCUCCUCUGCGACCCGACCCACUCCAAAUUCUCCUGGUCAGUGAACCAAGUCAAUGAGCCUCCGGCCUUCCUCCCGCCACAAAAUGACCUGCUGACCUUCGCCGGGGAGAACUUUGUCUUCCAGUUCGCAGCGUCGGAUCCAGAGGGCUCAGCGCUUCUCUUCCAACUGGAGGAAGGAGCCAACGGCGCUGUCCUGUCCCCAGCUGGUCUCCUCAUCUGGAGGGUCCCGCCGCUUGUUGAAGCAGAAGAGCAUCACUCUUUUCGCUUCACUCUCUCAGACGAGUGCAACGCCCAAAGCACCUUCUCCAUCGAGAUCGCUGUGGUACCAUGCGGCUGUCACUCUGGAGGCACGUGCGUGACGGAUGUCAACUUCCCGGCCGGCAGUGGCAAGUACCUGUGUCUGUGUCCGGACGGGACCCAGGGUGACCUCUGCAACCAGGACGUGGACGAGUGCCUGUCUUCUCCAUGCGGGAGCGGCACUUGCACAAACACGGUCGGCGGGUUCAGAUGCGAGUGCACCGCCGGCCUCAGAGGUUCAAACUGCAUGGAAGACAUCAACGAGUGUGAGAGGAAGCCGUGUUUCCCGGGAGUCCAGUGCUUCAACAGCUUCGGCUCCUUCAGCUGUGGCCCAUGUCCAGAGGGCAUGCUGGGGAACGGCACGCUGUGUGAGGCCACCACUUCCACGUCUGCUCCCAGAACAACCUUCACCACAGAUGUCCAUCCACCACCGGCAAAAACCAAGACAAAUACUUUCCAGAAGAUGCCCAGCGGUUCAGAUGUGAGGAGUAGGAUCAGGUUUGAGACCGAUGGAGGUCAAGUAAAGGCUUCCACUUUGAGAAGAACUCCUGGAAAUACCCUGAACUCAGUCGACGCUACGGCAAAAGAAGAAGAGCCCGGCAAUUCUUGGACCAGUGAUGAAGUGGUGAGGAAAACAAAUGAACCAAAGAACUCCUCCAAAAGCGAGGCUUUAAGGGAGGUGCUGGAGGAUGUGUCGAAAGUUGGAAACAAAAUUUUGAAAAAGGCGACUCAAACACCAGGUGCCGCCAAUGUUUCGGCCACAUGUGCCAGCAGACCCUGCUUUCCUGGGGUCCAGUGCAUCAACCGUCGACCACCGCACGUUGGGUACGUGUGUGGCCGCUGCCCGCCUGGCUUGCAUGGCAACGGACGCAUCUGCACCAGGAGUGCAAAGCAAGGUCCGAAUCACCUGCCUCAUCUUCAGACUGCGAAGGUCAGCAGAUCCCCUCAGGGAGCCAGCCAGACCAGGGUCGCGCAGCUGCACUUACCAGAACUGCCCAGCAGGCACAGCGUCAGGCACCAGUCCUCCUCUGUCACCAGAGCAAACCGGGACAACGCCCCCCGCCCGGCCUCCUCUGCAGGACGUGGAGGAGGGACGGGGCGAAGGGAGGCAGUCACUGUGGCCAGAAACUUCAAGGCAGACAGAGAGACCACACACACUCACUCCAGCAAACAAGGCAGCACUGCCAGGUCCUCUCAUGCCACGUUUACUGCUCUUCCCAACUCCAGGGCCCAUGGUGGCGCCGCACCUGCAAAGGCAACUCCACCUCCUCCGCAGACAUCAACCCAGUUGAAGCCUUUAGAGACUCUCCCUCAGCUGAACCACCUGACGUCUACCCGAGCCAAACCGUGGUCCCCCCCACGCCCCGCCCACCCACUCUCCUCCGCCUUCACGGUUUUGUCUUACUCAUUCCCCGAGUCUGAGUUCUCUGCUGACGGAGACGACCUCGUACCAGGGAGUGUAGGCACGGCUGCCCUGGAGACACUCGCGACCGCCGGCAGGACGAUACCCUCUUCCUCGCUCCAGAGGACGACAGCCGUACAGUCGCACGAUCAGAGCCGCACCACGGCCCGUAAGGACAGAAUGACCUGUGCAGACAUGCCGUGUUUCCCUGGCGUGUCAUGUGAACCUACAUUUGACGGAGGCUUCGCCUGCGGCAGGUGUCCAGUUGGAUACACCGGAGACGGUCAGACCUGCCGAGCUGUGUGCCGACACACGUGUGGCAGGAACAUGGAGUGUGCUGCCCCGAACACUUGUCGCUGCAGACCUGGCUACACUGGACUUGACUGCCAGACAGCUAUUUGUGAGCCUGAGUGCCAGAAUGGAGGCUCUUGCGUGGCCCCUGGGGUGUGCCAGUGUCUCGGAGGGUUCCACGGAGAAACCUGCCAGGAAGCCUUCUGCAGGUUGCCCUGUCAGAAUGGCGGAACAUGCGUCGGACUCCAGAUUUGCUCCUGUCCGUACGGCUUCGUUGGACCUCAGUGUCAAACCAUGGUGUGCAGCCGCCACUGUCACAACGGAGGUCUGUGUUUGUCACCAGACGAGUGCAAGUGCCCACCAGGCUGGACCGGACCGUCCUGUGAAACCGCCGUGUGCUCCACAGGUUGCCUCAACGGUGGGUCAUGUGUGCGACCAAACACGUGCGAGUGUCCUCAUGGCUUCUACGGAGCGCACUGUCAAAACGCUGUCUGCAGUCCACCCUGUAAGAACGGAGGUCUGUGUAUGAGGAACAACAUGUGCUCCUGCCUGCAGGGAUACACAGGGGGGCGCUGUGAGAGAAGUGUGUGCGAGCCCAUGUGUAUGAACGGCGGCAGAUGUGUUGGUCCAGAUGUGUGCGACUGUCCCUCCGGAUGGCGAGGAAAAAUCUGUGACAAACCCAACUGCCUGCAGAAGUGUCUGAACGGUGGGGAGUGUGUGGGUCCCAACACCUGUCAUUGUCCACCGGGGUGGCAAGGAAUGUUGUGUCAAAUCCCUCACUGUGAACAGAGGUGCUUGUUUGGCAGCCGCUGUGUGCGACCCAACGUCUGCGCCUGCCGGAGCGGGUACUCCGGGUCUCUCUGCUCCAGAAAGCUUCCUGUCACCGGACGAGGACAAUGAUGCCGACGCCUCACAUCAGUUCCGUCUCAACAGAAACAUUCAAAGUGGCCCGCAGAGGUCAAAGGUCAUCUUCGCCGCAGAGCCAAACUCAUCAGGGGAACAGCAGCACAAUGCAACAGACACUGGCUCAAAACUCUUCUCUUGAUGCACAAACAAUGCCAGAAAAUAACAUGAACCGUGAGAGAAGAUGGAGGUUAAGUUGUAUGAAAAGGUACGAUUCCGUCCCUUGUGUGGUUGCUUUUCCACGUUAACUCUGGUGAGCACAUAUUUUUAAUAACAAUAUUCUACAAUAUUUUCACCCCCAUGGUGAGUGACCUCAUCAGUUGUCAGGAAUGGAGAUCUCUAUAUAGAUACAUGUAUGUGCUUAUUUAUUUGGUCGUUGGUUACUGUCACACACUUGCAGUUGUAUAUAUCUUUAAACAUGUGUAAUCAUUUUAUAAAGGU